Messenger RNA from Protopolystoma xenopodis, 555 nucleotides. Lineage: Eukaryota; Metazoa; Platyhelminthes; Monogenea; Polystomatidea; Polystomatidae. The record is from the annotation of a GenBank genome assembly.
GCCGGACCCCCGGUACCUGCCGGACGGUGUCCUCGUGGCCUGCCCCUUCAGGCCUAUUCGGCGUCGACGUGUCCAACCAACUUCACCGUCAACGUGGCCGUCGGACCGGAGCACAGACGAGCUCUGGGCAAACUGAUCAACGGCCGCCUCGUGCCCGAGCUCUACCAUCCGCUCGGGCUGCUGCGCUACUACGACCCCGGCGCGACUUUCGGCGACGCGACUUGCGGUCCGGGCUCCGGAGGCGUUGGGGAGCCGGGCGGUCUGCGCAACGGUGCUCUGCGAAGCCAGAACGCUGCCGUUAGUGGCAGCGGCACCGGUUCCGCUCCCGGAGCCGAUGCCGUCUCUGAGGCGACCAGGCGUCGACGACGCAAACGAGGCUGUAUCACCGUCUGGCCCGGAAAUUUGGCUCUGCGUCGUUGGCUGAACACGCGACGGGUCGGCCUGUUGAUACCGAAGGCCAAAUUGCGGAUGAAGCUGUUCUGUGAACAAUUCACUUCGAUGUCAUUCCCCAUGGGACGGGCGAUGGUAAGUUGGUCCAGACGCCAGAGGACUUGA